GUUCAGGACGUCGCUCACAGAACCAAGAUGGCAUCCGAAACUGGUGCAAGUAUCGUGUCAAACGAACGAUGUGAUGUAAAUAAUACGAUUCAGCAAGUAUUUGACCCAUUACAAGCGGAAACAAACAGUGUAAAAGUGUCGAGAUCAACGUGGAAUAGUGUUAUCAAAGAGACAAACGAAUUUUCGGACGAUUUCGCUCUACAUUCAAUUAGGACGCCCACGAUUUUCUCUACAGCGUCAUCGUUUAAUACAAACACGGAAGGGAACGAAUUACGAAGAAACGUGAAUUUCAUGAGCUCUUCUGGUGAUGUGGAGGAACGUAUUAGUUUUAAAAUUCCCAUUAAUACUGAAUUACGUACGCCUUCCUUGGAAUCGCACAGCAUGUCCAAUCAAAGGAAUGAUCUGGAUACUGUUACUUGUAUUUCUGAACAACCAGACGGGAAUCCAGAUCAUUGCAACAAUGAAUUAGUGAAAACUUUAAUUGAACCAGUUCAGCAUGCUAUUCAUGUUGACUUAGCAUGUAGUAAAGAUACAACAGUAUCUGGUGGAUUACACACAUUGUCAACAAAAUUAGAAGGAUGUGUAAAUUUUGAACAUGGUAAUACACCUCAGUUAGGGGAAAGCCCUCAAAGUAAUGGUGAAGUGAUCAGUAGCCCAAGAAGUCCAGACUAUCCUCCAAGAGUUUCUGAUAGCCCAAACAGUCCAAAUACAACACUUCCUAGUAGUAUGACAUCGCCAAUUAUGACCUCGACGGUUGUAAUGGAUACAGCAAAGUAUGACUCGGAGAACAGAAGUAAUUUAACUGCUAAAGUUUGUAAAAAUCUUUCUUACUCAUUUUGUGGACAAUUGGAGAAAGUUGAAGAAGUUCCUGUUACGCAAAUAAAAUCGAUCGAAGAAGAAAAAACAGAUAAUGAGAUGGAUACAAUUCACAGGGAUGUAAAAUUGGAGCUUAUUGAAGUAAAAACAGAAUUGACAGAUUCUCAAGAGCAGUUAGGCAUAAUUAAAUCAGAUUGGACUGGUGAGAGCAUAACUAAAACAAUAGUUGGUCGAACAGAUGCUGCAUUGUCUCAUGAUAAAUCAGUAAAUUGUAUUGGCACUACAUCUUCGAGUUCCCAUUCUAAAUCAUAUUCAUCUUCAAGAGAGAAACGAAGUAAAGAACAUAGUGAACGACGUUAUUGCUCACGAUGUUAUAAACGUAGUAAAAUAAAACGAGCAAAUAUUGGGGUACAAUGUAAACGAGAUCGUAGCAUAGUUUCAUUAAGCAGUAAGCCAAUGUCUCAUCCAUUUUCAAAAUCUACAAAUGAAAAUCUCAGGUUAAAUUUGCAAACAAAAAAUUAUAAAAUGCUUCACAAUACACCAGUUAAAUGUGAGUUAUUAGAAGGCCUAAAGUACAAGAAAUUCAUUCACAUAGAGACUUAUCCUAAUGGUGGUGCAACUGUUGUGCAUAUGUAUCAAGAUGAAAUUGAUACAUUAUCUCAUGAACAAUUAGAGGAAUUAGCUCAAGAAUAUUUUAAAGUUGUUUUUGGAGAGGAUGAAAAUGGCAAUGCGUAUCAUGUUAUGGGAAUAGUGCACAAUGCUGCAGCAUAUCUUCCUGAUCUCUUGGAUUACAUGGCAGAUAAUUAUCCUACAUUGACUGUUAAAAAUGGUGUAUUAGGAAGAAGCAGUGAUAUAGAAACUACAACUAUGGUACAGUACAAAGAACAAGUGUGUAAAGCUUACAGUAAUGGUACUGUUAGAUAUGGACCUCUCCACCAAAUAAGUCUUGUAGGAACUGUUCAUGAAGAAGUUGGCGGAUAUUUCCCAGAUCUUCUACAGAAAUUAGAAGAGAAUACAUUUUUAAAAUUGACUAUGCCUUGGGGUCCAUUAUCUAUUGUAAAGAUGGAUACUCCUGAAGAAUCAAAUGAUGGUCCAAUUUUAUGGAUCAGACCAGGUGAACAAUUAGUUCCAACAGCCGAUAUAAAUAAAAGUCCUUAUAAACGGCGCAGAACGGGCAUUAAUGAGUUACGAAAUCUACAGUAUUUGCCACGCCUUAGUGAAGCUCGUGAAUAUAUGUUUGAAGACCGUACCAAGGCACAUGCUGAUCAUGUUGGUCAUGGAUUAGAUAGGAUGACAACAGCAGCAGUUGGUAUAUUGAAAGCUGUUCAUGGUGGACAACCAUCGGAAUAUAACAGAAUUACGAAAGAUGUUGUAGCUUUCUAUGCUGGCGAUUUUCCUGAACUAGUCGAAAAAUUACAAUUAGAUCUUCAUGAACCACCGAUAUCACAAUGUGUACAAUGGGUUGAAGACGCCAAAUUAAAUCAAUUACGUAGACAGGGUAUUCGUUAUGCUAGAAUAAAUUUGUAUGAUAAUGAUAUUUACUUUUUACCGCGUAAUAUAAUUCAUCAGUUUAGAACGGUUUCCGCAGUUUCAAGUAUAGCAUGGCACGUUAGAUUAAAACAGUAUUAUCAAGAAUCACAACACAAUUCAAGUGUUAGGCAUGGACGUGUUGGAAACGAGCACCGUAUAAAGGAGAAGAAGCCACUGGAAACUGUGAAUAUAGGAGACGAACAAAAAGAAAAUACAAAUCGUCAACGUGUAGAACAAAAACAUUCUGUUGAUUCGCUGGAAGAGAAAAAGGCAAAGGAAAGAGCUGCUGAAUAUCAAGGGAAUUUAAAGAAAUCAGAUCAUCAUGGAAAACGUAAAGAAGAUCGUAAGAGCAGAGACCAUCCAAGACAUUCUUCCAUUUCAAGCAAGAGGAAAGAUUCUAUAGAGAAUAAUGAUAAUUGUUCCGAUCUUUUUAACAAUAAGCCUGCAAAAACUAGUAGAAUAGAACAAAAACAAAACAAUGGAAAGAGAGAUGAUAAGAGAUCUGAAAGGAGACACGAAGAUCGUCGUCGAUCUAAUGAAAAAUCCAGUCAUCAUUCACACAGUAGUGGCAGUAGCAGCAGUAGCAGCAGCAGUAGCAGUAGUCAUUGUGGGGAGAAGAAAAAAUAUGAUUGUAGUAGUCAUAAAUUAGAUCAGAAUCGAAGUCAUCACAGUCGAUCCAGCACUAAUACUACAUCGAAUAAGGAAAGCAUUUCAAAUAUCACAGAAUCUAAAUCGGCGAAUAAAUUCAAUAUUUCGGGAUCUUCGUCGAAAGAAGGUAAGAGACGAUUGUGCCCGCCAGAUGUUUGUUUGGAACAUGAAAAUUCUGAUUGUAACACCGUUAUUCUCGAGCCAACUGUGUUAACGCAACGACAGUUAAUAGCAACAACUUACGCAACAGAAGUUGUUGACAAAGCUUUAGAAAUUGCAAUAUAUAAAUCAAAGACUGACGUAGAGGAAGUCUGUCAAUCUUUACGGACCGGUGUUGCAGAAGCUUCCAAAGAAAUCCUGGAAAAAAUUCAUAAGGAAAGUUUUGAAAUCGCUGAACAGAAGUACAAGGAUGAUAAGACAAAAAUAGAACUAUAUUGUCAAUUGUUGGAGAUAGAAACUACAUUGGCAUUCACAUCGAAAAUGGAAUGUGCAACUGAAAAUGCAAUAAAAGCGCUAAUCGAAACGGCUGAAGAUGAAGCAAAGGAAAGAUCAAAAAAUGAAAAAGUUUGUAUAUUAACUAGUGGUAACACGUGUGAAGAAAAUUCACUACCAACGGCAAAGAUAACAAAUUCUUCCUCAAUAAUCUCUACGUCUCCGUUAACAGAAACUGAAAGGCACAAUAAUAGGAACGUUAGCAGCGAUGAAAAUCCAUCUAAAUUAGCACCCGAGGCGCAUGCAGCAUACCCAGAAUCUAGAAGAAAGCAUAGAGAUGAUAAAAGUUCUAGAAAUCAGCGGCAUAAAGACAGAAGAGAUCGAGAUAGGCGUGACAGAGAUCACAAGAGACAUCAUCAUCGAAGUCCUUCGUGUAAUAAAUCGGAGAAUAAAGCAGCAGAAACUACUAGCAAAGAAGAUUCAUUGAAAUUUAUCUCACUGCCCAAAGAUUGUAACAUUUCUAGUAAAAGUACCGACCGAACGGAUAGUAAAGAUGGCGAUAGGAAAUUGGAAAAAAGAAGGGACGGGCACCACAGUCAUGGAAGAGAUGGACAGAAAAGGUCAUCCAGCAGUCGUUCAUCGAAGGAUGACGCAGCAUCGAGUCGUUCUCAUUCAUCGAGUUCAAAUCACAAAAGAAAGUCGAGUUCGUCCGAAGAACAUAAGGAGCCAAAAAAGACGUGUAUAGAAAAAGACGUUGUCACAACAGCAACGACAGAGGAGAGUACUCUCGGCACAACAUUAAGUCUGAUAACAGUGACAACAGUGGCUCAGACAACAACGACAAAUACCGUCGUAUCGACGUGAAAAAGUGAAAAUUAUCUUAAGCUAUAGUACAAUCUGCUUACUAGACGUAACAGUCCGCACGGUCGAGCUCAUAUGCCGAUAAUAUUAUGUGUGUGGAUUCUAACUGAUUUGGGUAUAGUACAUUUAUAUUAUAUGCCCAAAUUUACAGAAAUAUGAGACGCUUACCAAAAUAAGAAGUAUCAUAAAAAUAUGUCAGACGUCAUAAAAGUAGAAAUAAUUGCUACAUUUUACGCAAAGACCAGUUAGAACUAUUACUAAUUGAAAAUUUGCUACGUCAUCAUUUCCAUGCAAUUCUACACGCCUUAGCCCUAGCAAGAAAAUUGAAACUGUAAAAGUAGUAUUAUCGUCUAAAAGCACUUUCUAAAAUUGAAUCGCAAAAAUUAUUUUAUUAUAAAAUCCUUGAGCGUCUCAUAUACUGUUGAGAGUGAAAAGAAGAUUAAAUAAAUAUUUAUAGAAUAGGUGACCAAUAUGAUAUAUGUACAAAAGAAAUUUGUACAAAUUUGUGAUCAGAAAUUCGAUCGGCACGUUAGUGCCGUACAUUGUACAUAGAUUAAUACAUUGCUCUAUUCGAAGAUUUGUGCAACAAAUCUUAUCUGAACUGUAAACAUAUGUACAUAUAAAUGUAUGUACGUAUGUGCGUGUGAGGGCUACGCGCAUGUUUAUGUGUGUGGGUGGUGUAUGUGAAUGAUUUUGUGCAUGUUUAUAUGCACAUACUGCAUGUACAGUUGCAUGCGCUUAUAUGCGUGCAUACGUGUAUAUGUGUAUGUGCGGGCGCGUACGUGCGUGUGUAUAUGUAUAUAUGAAUAGUUGGAAAAGAAGAUAGAAAUGUAAAUUAUUUAUAGUUACAUUGAACAUUCUCCACAAGUUGAAGAUAUUGAUUUACUUUAAAAUUUUACUUUCCUUGUUUAAACAGAUAUACUAAAGAGUGAAACUUGAUAACCGGUCUAAGGAAAGGAUUGUUCUAACUUGUAAAUUACUUAAAAUUCAUUUUAAUGAUAAAAAGAGAAACUAUAUCUUAUGUAGUGGUUAUUAAAUGAAAAAAAUAUAACGUUCUACCAAAAGCUGUACAUUAACAAAAUUACACGCGUAUUUUUAUGUCUCUGUCACGAUAAGUCUAAUUAUCGUAAUAUAUUACCGGCGAAACUAUAUUAAGUGCUAGUUUUUUAUAUUUAAAGAAUUUUUAUUUAUGCGACAAACUCGACAAAGAUGAGCUUGGAUAACACGCUCGAUGUGUAUGUAUAAGUAGUCUUACUGUGUCAUAUACAUACAAAUAAUAUUUAGUUUAAUUAAUGAUUAACAAUUGAUACAGCGAACUGUUGCAACAACAAUUCAUAAUAUACUUUCCGCACUCGGUUAAAUGUAUACAAAAAAGAACUUGCCUUUCUGGGUAAAGUGCCGGAAAAUGACCGUGUAGAUUUGUGCAUACAGAACAUUAUUUAACAGUAGAAACUGUUGUAAAAAAUCAAUAUUCGUAUAAGUUAAUAUAUUCUGUUCUAUAAAAAUUAUAAUUGGCCUAUUUAACUUUAUUUAUGUCUAAAAUUAAAAGUUAUUUAUAUAGAUAUUAACUUUUGGAAAAUUUCAGUUUACACUUAGUACUGAUAAAGCAGUAGAAAACAAAAGAACGUUCGUAUGAUUUGUAUAUUCUUCUCGGAUAAAGAAAUUCUUUUCAUUAAAAUAAUAAAUUUUCUACAAAAUAGCAUUCUACUUUAACAAAUUUUAUAAUCAUUGCUACGAGUAUAAGAUCUGCAUCAUUCAAUGAUCAUGUUUGCGCAUCCUUUUGUUUUAUUUAAUUUUGAAUUUUCUCUAAGUUUCAAAGAAGUAUUCUAUUUAAUUGUUGAAUACUGCAGAAUUUUUGAUCGCUAUUUUCAUUUGCAAACUUUAUUUUCCAGUAAAACAUAAAAAAGAACAAUAUUAUGCAAUAUAUUUUACUAGUGAUUCUUUAAAUAAUUUUAAAUGCAUUGUCUGGUUUUUGGUUGUAAUACUUAUGAAACAAAAUCUAUCGAGUAAAAGCUUAAAAUUUCAAAUAUAUCAUAUUUUAUGAAAUAUCUAGAGUAGUUUGUGUAUAUGUUAUCUUUAAAAUACUUUACACUAUAAAGAGUCCGCCGUUUAUGAUAACAAACAUAUUAUUUUGUAAUAUUCCUUUAUAUUCUUUCUCGUUCUUUUAUUUUUCACAUAUCAGUGUGUACAGUACUGAUUAUGUUAUUAUUUCAAAACUACAUAUUGCGAAUAUUUUCUUUAAUUUUAAGUUAUUUGAUAACAUCUUACAUGUAUUGCAGUAUGAAUAAUAAUAUUAGUAACAUUUACACAUCGGUUAUUAUUAAGAAUAUCGUAUUAAGUUAUAUAUAUAUAUAUAUUUAUAUGAUAUCCUAAAUUCAUACACAUAAUAUUGAUGUACUAGUUUGUUUUCAAAAAAUCUCAGAUUUUAAGAUCCUCAGACUCUAAUAUUACAAAUAUUUUUUACAUGCUUGUGUCAUGUGGUGAUUUCUUUGUUCUAUUCUUAUUUAAGUUUAAUAUUUAAUGAUUUCAAUUGUUUUGCAACGCACCUAUGUCGAGUCACAAUUAUAAUAUAUAACAAUAAAUUUUAAUGUUACAAAACAUCUAAUAGUUCUAAUAGUGUUGAAUUACAGCAGCAUUUAGUCAUGUUUUUUAUAUUACGUUUUACAAACAGUAUUUUAUUAAUGCUUUAAAGAUACAUCAACAAUGUUUUUCAAACCCUAUUUACUGAUGACUCCUUUAAAUAAUCUUAUUAGAAUAAUAUUUUAGAUAAGAAAGACGUAACAAACAUAAAAGACACAAGUCAGAAGGAGUAAAUAAUUGCAUCGACUUUAUAAUAUUUUGUUCUUUUUCAAUUAUGUGUAUUAUUUAUUAUUUUCCAAUCGUAAAUGAAAUUAUUUUAUUUACAGAUAUAUAGAAUAACUUGUAAUUAACAUUAUAUUUCUUCUCAUUUCUUUUCAUGCUUUAAUUUAUGUAAGUGUAUCUAAGUAUCUAUACCACUGACAGGCAUAUAAAAAGUAAUUUAUAGUAAUUACUAUAAAAAGAAUGACUACAAAACAUUCUAUUGAUCCCACGCUAAUUAAAUUUCCAUAAAUUUUAUUUAUGGAAGAAUUUUGAGAAUCUAUAUUAUAUACAGGGUAUUACAGAACAUGUGGGAGCCACUUUGGGAGCAGAUUGUACACCUAAAAGAAAAAGAAACCCGUGCGGCAUAUGAACUAUCUGUCUUUGUUUAUCAGAUAGAACGAACUUUAUUUUGAUUUUGUGUUAUCUAAUUACCUUUAUAGAAGAUGCUGAAAACCACCACCUUGCAUUUCAAGGCAAGCCAGUAGACGUCUUGUCAUGGAUUUGGAUGCACUCUGAAUGGUUCCUGAUGCUUUCUCCAAUUUGUUGAGAAGCUUAGUUCUGAACUCUAGUAUUUCAACAUUUUUAAUAGAGUUUACUCUGGUUACAAAGUUCGUUCUAUCUUAUAAACAAAGACAGACGGAGCAUACAUAUAUAUGAAUGUUUUUCAUUGUUUUUAGAUGUAUAAUCGUUUCUUGAAGUGUAACUUGCAUGUUCUGUACCACUCUGUGUAUUAUCAACAUAAUAAUUGAACCGAAAAGAAACUGAAAACAAAUUAUUGUUCGUUUUGCUAUGCUUUAUGUUAUUACACGUACUAAAGGAAAACAUGUUAAAGGCGUACUUAAUCUAUAGUCGUCUUUCAAAUUGGACCAAAUUGAAAUAACAACAAAAUAUUUACUUCACUCUGUCAUAAGUUAUUAGAUAUUUGUAAAUAAUUGCAAAAGUCUUCUCACUUGUAUGUAUAAUAGCGAUUUUGUUGCACUGAAAGUACUUUAUUGUAUCAACGAUUACAUUUUUGCAUUUAUAAGAACGAAAUAUUUACAAAUAUAGAAAGUGCACAUUGUCGAGGUAAUCAUAAUUUAGACUAAUUUAAAACUUUGGUGCAGAGUAACUACAAAAGGAUGAAGAUGCGAUGUUUGUUUAAGAGGUAUGUUACAUUUCAUUAUUGAAUUAUUUUUAAAAUGCAGGUUCUUAUAUUAACAUGAUUUAUCAAUAACAGUCAAAUUUAAAUACUUUCAAAUAUAGUUUUAGAUAAUGUAUAAUCAUGUAUAUGCUACUAUAUGAUACACAUAUAUAUAAAUAAUAAUUAUUUUCACAAAAAGCACUUUAAAGUUUAUACCUAUUACUUUAUAUGUUAUAAGCACUCGUUAAUAAUCAAGUCUUAUUUCGUUUCGGGCGAAGAUCUUUAUGUUUCGUAAAAUAUAUAACAAGGUGUAUACGUAUAGCAUCGAAUUGAUGCAUGUACUUACAAUAACGAUAUACAUGUACGUAUUUGGUUUUACAAAAACGAGAAGACUUUUACGAUUGUGUCCAAAUGAAGAAGCUUCGUAUAAAAUGAAACGACACAGGUGCUAAAUAUAAAAUAUUGUGGACUUUGA
Molecule: messenger RNA, 8723 nt
Organism: Bombus pyrosoma
Lineage: Eukaryota; Metazoa; Arthropoda; Insecta; Hymenoptera; Apidae
Exons: 5
Coding region: 28-4290 (1420 amino acids)
Cellular component (GO): nucleus
Source: RefSeq, a predicted model, not a curated record